Messenger RNA from Parasteatoda tepidariorum (common house spider), 1475 nucleotides. Its product is annotated as dopamine receptor 2 pseudogene. NCBI's taxonomy places the organism in Eukaryota, Metazoa, Arthropoda, Arachnida, Araneae, Theridiidae. The record is from RefSeq and is a predicted model, not a curated record.
AUGUCCUUUGAUUCAACAGAAUAUUUUCCGUUACAAUCCGUCGUAUUUGAUGGAAUUUCCCCUAAUGUUGAAACUCCAGCAGAAAUUGUGUCUGAAACUUCGAUAAUGGAAUUAUUCUCUGAAGAUUCUUAUGAGAAUGUGAACUACAUAUUCGAAAACUCGUCCAUAAAUGAAACUGGUACUGAUAGUAAAGUUUAUCAAGUAACACUUGCCAUAACUUUGAUGAUUUUUUGUUUGGCUACAGUAUUUGGCAAUUUGCUUGUUAUGGUUGCGAUAGCAAAACAGCAGUAUCUUCAUACUGUUACAAACUAUUUCAUAGCAUCUCUCGCAACUGCUGAUUGCAUAGUUGGGGCUGUUGUAAUGCCAUUUAGUGUAAUACAUGAAGUUAUGGACAAAUAUUGGAUGUUUGGGCGAGCAUGGUGUGAUAUAUGGCAUAGUAUUGACGUUUUAGCUAGCACAGCGUCAAUUUUGAACCUAUGUGCAAUAUCAAUUGACAGAUAUUGGGCUAUAACCAAUCCAAUGACAUAUCCCAGUAAAAUGAGUCCUCUUAGAGCAAAAAUUAUUGUUGCUUUAGUCUGGUUAUGUUCUGCUUUGAUAUCUUUUCCUGCUAUUGUUUGGUGGAGAGCAGUUUCGGUUGAGCCAUAUCCUAACAACCAAUGUUUGUUUACAGAUGAUGUUGGCUAUUUAAUUUUUUCUUCAAUAAUAUCCUUUUAUGGACCCCUUUCUGUUAUGGUUUUUACUUAUUUUCGCAUAUAUAGAGCAGCAGUUAAGCAAACAAAGAGCUUAAAAAUCGGUAUGAAGCAUAUCAGAGCAACAAAUAAACCAUGCCAAUCCAUGACUUUAAGAAUUCACAGAGGUGGAGCCAGUAAAUCUACUUUUAAAGAAAAAGACUAUUGCAAAGUUAGAAGAACAUCAAAAAAGAAUGAUAAACGUCAAGAUGAGCUAUUAUUAGCAGAAAUAGCUCCCUCAACUAGUAGCGAAUCAUCUCCAAUUCCUAGAUCACCAGAAAAUGGUACACCUACACGCUUUACUAGUCGCCAUGGUAAAGCUUUUUCUUUAAGCAAGAAAUUAGGCAAAUUGACAAAAGAAAGGAAGGCUGCAAAAACUCUGGCUAUAGUAAUGGGAGUCUUUAUACUGUGUUGGCUUCCUUUUUUCAUUGUUAAUGUACUAUUUGGAAUUUGCGGAACGUCAUGUAUAAAAGAACCAGAACUCGUAUCUUCCAUUGUAACAUGGCUAGGCUGGCUAAACUCAGGGAUGAAUCCUGUAAUUUACGCAUGUUGGAGCAAAGAUUUUAGAAGAGCGUUUCGGCAACUACUGUGUUGUUGUUGUAAAAGAAAAAAAAGACAAUAUAACUUUCAUAGAACAAUGAAAUCACAUUUUAUAUCUCGACCUAAAUCUCCUAACGAAGAAGCAUUUCUUUGACUUGUUUCAAAACCAGUUAAACUCUUAAGAUUUCUUUCCACCUUUGAUGUCUU